Molecule: messenger RNA, 3091 nt
Organism: Ooceraea biroi (clonal raider ant)
Lineage: Eukaryota; Metazoa; Arthropoda; Insecta; Hymenoptera; Formicidae
Gene: exu
Product: maternal protein exuperantia
Biological process (GO): bicoid mRNA localization
Molecular function (GO): protein homodimerization activity; RNA binding
Source: RefSeq, a predicted model, not a curated record
UCGUGCAGCGGAACAGCGUCAACCGCGGUCUUCGCCGCAAAUUGCGACUCGCGAUCAUCAUCUUCCUCAUCAUCGCCACCGCUCUCGCUUUCGACUCGCGUGCGUUGUGCAAUCCGCGAAUCGCGGUUCUUAAUUGUGCUCUGUGUGCUGCCGCUCCUUGUUACGGUAUCCGCGUAUCGCAGCGUAACGUCGAGGGAUCACUCCGGCGAAGGAGAGACGACCGGAAAUCUAGGAAAACGGCUCCGUGAACGAUGGUAUCCUCGACAGUGACGGAGGACGGGCAGCAGGUGUGCCCGGUGAAGAAGUGUGGCGCGGUGGGCAUCGCGCCGGGCGAUUAUCGCCUGGUCGGCUGGGACAUGGACACCACCGGCAAGAAGGUCAUCGACGAGAUCUGCCAGAUAGCUGCGUACACCCCCGGCUCCUCGUACUCCCAGUAUGUGAUGCCGUACAAGGAUCUCAAUCCGACCGCCAUAAAACGUCACAGUAUGAAGGUCGUGACCAACGGCAAAUUCCGCGUGCUCAGGAACAGCAAGACCAACGAGGUGAUUAAAUCAAAAAGCGAGGUAUCGGCACUGACGGACUUCCUGACCUGGAUGGAGACCGUAAAGGAGAACGCGGAUGGCGUAAUUCUGGUUUACCACGAGCCGCGCAAAGUCAUUCCCGCGAUGCUGCUCGAGUCAUUGAAGAAGUACGAUCUGGUCGAUCGGUUCAAGCAGACGGUUAAGGGAUUCGCGAAUGGAUUCAACAUCGCCGAGGACAAGUGCGCGAACUCGGCACACAUUUAUUCUCUUCGAACUCUAUCACGCACGUUAUUAAAGAAGGAAUCGAACCUGGGCAACGCGCAAGAUAGGGCGGCGCUGGCUUUACAAAUAGCACAGUACUUAUGUUCAAUCGAAGACAUGAAGGCUGAAGAGGCGAGCGGGAAAGAGCAGAGCGAAGAGAACAGCGAGGCGAUUUUGAAGAAAACGAUCGAAAUCACCCGGGAAUUCUCGCAACCCGUCGACAUCGAGGAGCAAGAGCACAGCGAACUAAAGAUGAUAUUUGAGCGGCAAAACAACUUGCGGCCGAUAUUCAGCGCUCUGUUCCGUAUGAACCGACGCGAGCGUCAACACGCUAGUCCCCUGCGGCGAUUGCUUGCCGAAGCCGGGAUCGUGUACUCGGAGCUACAGGACGCGUGGACCAACGCGAAGAAGGAGGGAUUGGAGAGCCUGGUGAAGGAGAAGCUACCGAAGGUCGACGAGAAGAAGUUGGAGGAUCUGAUGACGAUUCUCGAGCGUCACUUCGACCCAGAGAAGAAGCCAAAGAGCAAAACGCUGGAGAAGAAGGGCGUAAAGACGAAAACGGAGAAGAAGAUAAACGAAGACAAGGAGAACAAUAACAAUAAGAGUGACUCGGGCCACGAUAGUCCCGACACCACCACGUCCGGCUCUCCCGUCAAGAUGAGUGACGACGGCGUCGAAGUUAAGACGGAAGAGUGCGCCAAUCAAGUUUAACGGCGCCACGACGUGUUUUUACACGCCGCAACGCGGGAGCGCUUCCCGUGACUGCAUUGCGUCUUCAUCGCGCGCCGUAACUUCACUGAAAGAAGCUCGUGCGGAUUCUUUAAUAUUUUUUGUUGCCACAUUUCUCGCGGACGGACAAUCGAAAUUUGAUGAAGCAACACGCAAGCGAAUGACGACGAACGUAGAUUUAGCGCGUCGAGAUAGGAAUACGACUCGCACUUUAGCCAGAUCUAUUUACGUUUAAAGGCGCGCUGCGUUUCGUAAAAUGCAGCUAAAUUUAUGUUCCUCCCCCCCGUUUGAAGAGGGUCGCGAAGGGAUCCCCCUCCCUCCCGUUUUACGGUAAACUCUAGGAUAAACGCGUUAGGACACGAGAAAUCGCGAUCGCAUCGAGAACGAUGAGACGAGUGUUAUUUGUUAAGCAGUAUUGUAUUUUCCUUUUUUCUCUUUCUUUUUUUUUAGUUUUGUUCGCCGGCAUCGAGAACAAGUGAACUCCGAUUCCUGACACGCCGCCGAACAGCUAGUUAGAUGAAAUGUACAAAUAACACGUUAAGCGACAGGUUUAGUUAACGCGCAGAGAUAUAUUUAAUACCGUUUAAUACGUUUAAUAAUUUUAUACUCGUUUGUUUUCUCCUUCCCUCUUGUUUCCUCUUUUAUUUAUCCUGAAAUUCGUACGCCCCGCCCUGUCCGUGGUGGGAACCGUUCGUUUAUAGACUGCUAAGCGUAAAGUAAAAAGCGUUAAAAGCAUACGGAAGGUAAUCGCGGGUUUUGUUACUCGCAUAGUUCACGACGUGUACUGCUAGUGCACGAUAUUUUCUACUUUUUAACGUUUAAGCCGCGUGCGCGCGCGAAGCGCGUGUGAUAGUAUUAGGAGAGAGAGAUAUAUAUAUUUUUGUAUUGCCGCGCAAUAAUACGCCAUUUCGUUUCUGCUGUGAGAUCUCAUAAAAAUGUUGGAUAAUAAAGAUUCGUGUUUAUUUGCGAGUUUUAAUUCUUUAUCUCGCCAACAAUCGCGUUCGCUAAUUAUAUUUACCAUAAAUAUCGUUUUAACGAAUGAAAUUUUGUAGUCAUUCUCUGCGGCUUUAGCGUCGAUAACGUGCUCAAUUAGAUUUUGGACCUCCAUUUAUGAUAUACAGAAAUGCAUAUGUAAAUUUUCGGUUAUCCGAUUCAAAAAUCGCGAACUGAUUGUGUACCGAUAAUCGGAGCAGCGGCCACAUUUAACAUUUAAAUGUGCAAAACGUGGAUCUAACAGUGGAAAUAAGUGUACUGUUAUUUUCGAUUUCGCUCUUUGUUUUCUUUCUCUCUCGGAUAGACGCUAGCAAAGUUAUUUCAACGCACACUUUAAUUGCCAAUGUAAUCCAAAGCAACACUGGGAAUCGACGUAGUUCUCAUCUGGGUGUGUCAUUCGAAUGGCAUUCAUUCUGUUCAUACAUUAAAUGUGGACGUUCAUUUUUGUUUUAUAUCGUGCAUUUGCUCGAUGACAGCGAUGCGAUAUAUCGGUAGUGAUAUUUUUGUAAUCGACAUCGUAUAAAGACAUGCCUAUCCUACAAUUUCUAUACAACUAACAAUAAAGAUAUUGUCGGUUUUCUUAAUAU